This is a messenger RNA of Haliotis rufescens (red abalone), 4073 nucleotides long. RefSeq names its product serine/threonine-protein phosphatase 6 regulatory ankyrin repeat subunit C-like. The transcript has a single exon. The coding region runs from base 100 to 1188 and encodes 362 amino acids. NCBI's taxonomy places the organism in Eukaryota, Metazoa, Mollusca, Gastropoda, Lepetellida, Haliotidae. The record is from RefSeq and is a predicted model, not a curated record. Gene Ontology annotation, molecular function: protein binding. Gene Ontology annotation, cellular component: nucleus; cytoplasm.
GACGUCGAUGCACCCAAAAACGAGAGAAGCAACACCGAACAACUGAUUGACGCUGGAGCUGACGUCAAUGUUCCAAACAAAUAUGGUAACACGCCUCUAAUGAUGGCUGUAGAGAAAGGAUGGAAUAUCUCACCACUUCUCACAACUGGGGCAAAUGUUAAUUCACAAAAUAAAUUGGGUGAAACAGCGCUGCAUCUUGUAAGUGAUCACAUGUAUGAACAUGCACCCAUAAAUGAGAGACAAAGCAACACCGAACAGCUGAUAGCCGCUAGAGCUGACGUCAAUGUUCAAGACAAAAAAGGUAACACGCCUCUGAUGACGGCUGUAAAGAAAGGAUGGAAUAUCUCACCACUACUCACAGCUGGGGCAAAUGUUAAUUCAAAAAAUAGAUUGGGUGAAACAGCGCUGCAUCUUGUUGGUGAUGAACACAAAGGUGACUGGUAUGGAUAUGCACUCAUCAAGGCGAGACAAAGCAACACUGAACAACUGAUUGCCGCUGGAGCUGACGUCAAUGUUCAAGACGAAGAGGGUAACACGCCUCUGAUGAUGGCUGCAAUGGCAGGACGGAAUAUCUCACCACUUCUCACGGCUAGGGCAGAUGUUACUUCGAAAAAUGGAUUGGGUAAAACAGCGCUGCAUCUUGUUUGUGAACACCGAUAUCCCCUGUUUGGAGACUCAGUCACACACAAGAGAGUCACAGAACAACUGAUAGCUGCUGGAGCUGACGUCAAUGUUCAAGACAAAGAUGGUAACACGCCUCUGAUGAUGGCUGUAAAGACAGAACGGAAUAUCUCACCACUACUCACAGCUGGAGCAAAUGUUAAUUCAAAAAAUGGAUUGGGUAAAACAGCGCUGCAUCUUGUAAGUGAUCACAUGUAUGAACAUGCACUCAUAAACGAGAGACAAAGCAACACCGAACAGCUGAUAGCCGCUGGAGCUGACGUCAGUGCUCAAGACGAGGAUGGUAACACGCCUCUUCACAUUUGUGUAAAGAAUAAUGAUUACCGUUCUGUCAAAGCCCUUUUGGGUGUUUUACCGUCUGAUGUCAAUAUUAGAAAUAGAAAUGGAAAAUCAGCGUUGGACCUCGCUGAAGAGGCUGAAGAGGAAUUUUCAGGAAAAGACCACAAUUAUCGUUUGGUGCACCGGAAUAUCCUCAUGAUCCUCAAGGGGAUAACACAGAAGCAAUAAUACGUGCAAUCCUCCGCAGACAUCCAGAUCCCAAUGCUGAAGACCACAGUGAUAGAAUCCCUUUGACAAAUGCUAAAAUGUAAGGCAACAUAUCUCUUGAAGAACUUCCGUUAUCUUGAGGAAUAACGUCAGAGGAGUCAGGGUUUGUCUCGUCGAGGCCAAGACCUUAUUAUUAUUCAUCAUCAGAAAAGACGAAAUUGAAAAUGCAAGAAAAGACUAAAAACCCGUGGAAGGGAACGUUUGAAGGGAAUAUGGACGUCAAUUAGACCAAUGUCACCAAAAGGAACUUGAUAAUGUCUUGACAAGAUAGUCCAAUUGUCAUUGUUGCAGACAUUAUGCAUUUCAAGUGUGUGACAUUUAGGACAUGUUUCGUGGCAGAUUCUGUUUGGUACCAUGAAUGUCCAGCAUGCAUAAAGUCAUCAAUGCUUCCACCUUCUAUAAAUAUUUGAAAAUAGUCAAAUCGUACAAUUGGCGACUGGACAAACAUUCCCAUACACAAAGAAGUAAUGACCAGUACAUGAAUUAAAAGCAAUGCAAAUCCUUAUCUGGACAUCAUAAGGUGAUAUUUGUCUCUUAUUUCAAUAACAGAAAAAGUAUGUAAUAUACACAUCAUGAUCGUGUAUUAUGACUGGAUAAUCACUAUCAUAACUUCGAACGUAUGUUUGUAAAAAAUAUUUGUAUUUUCAAUGAAAUUAAGUAAUAAUUACUCUGCUUACGAACGAGUAUUGAGUAAUUCCUAUCUGUGUAUAAGUUUCAAAAUUAUUUUAGCUUUUCAGACGUAGUACAUUUUGAUAAUAGUAUAGUGAUGUAUAAGGAAAAAAGGGAUGGUCUUAAUAGAAAGAUAAGGGUUUAAACAAUUAAGAUGCUACCAGUUUGAGUCUUCAGUUUGAAUGAUUUUAUAUGUUUAAUGUGGACAUUGCACCUCUUGAGUUAUUCAAUUUUUGCAGUCAGGACAUAUACAUGGUAUACAUAGAGAAGCUGUAUCAUGUUCAACCAAACUUUGAUAAUAUUAUGUUUAAUUUUUUUACGUUUGUGUAUACACGUACUCUUGUGGAUUAGUUUUGUGCCUUAUGCAUAUGCCUUUCUAACACAAUAUAAUUUAUUGAUUAUACUUAAUUGAUUGUAUGUACAUGGGUAUAGCACACAAUGUUUGGUACAUACAUAUUUAAAGUUUGGCAAAUCAGUGAUCUAUGAUUUCUUGUGAGCAGUGUAGGUUGAUACUACAUUUGUCCUCAGUACUUUUCAUAAGCAUUCAUAAUUGUAGUUGCCAGAGCAUUUAGUCUAUUGGCUGGGUUAGUUUUAUACGUCAGUAGAUACUUGUAAUGUAUCUGAGCGUGUUAUCUUUUGGUGAAUUUUAUCAGACGGAAUAUUUUGUUGAUUGUACAAGAUUUGCUGCUGGUAAAAACUUGACCAUUUUCGUUUUUUGUGUUCGUUAGUUCAGACAAAUAAACUCUUUGAGCUAAUUCUAUGACACUAUAAAUAGAUGCAUUGAUAAAAGAUGUUCCCUUUUCACAAAUCUUUUUUUAAUCCUCGUUUUACAUUCUAUUGUAUUAUUUCAGACCCGUUUGUUAUCCUCUUGUCUUGCAAUGAAAUAUCAGAUAUUUGUUUUCCUCAACCACCCAUGUAAAAUGAAAACAUGGCGGUAUUGCUUUAGUCAGCAUGUUUGUGGUAUUUUCUGUGUUGAGUCCUUUUGCUUAGGAAUGUCUUAAAUGUUGUUUAUUGCUAAUUCAUUACAAACAUAAUUUGUUGAUUGUGAUUCUUAUUGACUAAAGUUAUAAACAUGUCAUAGACUACCCUACCGUUUAGUCUGACGGUUGCCAUAGUAACCCAUGUCUAGUCUACAUGGUAUGCUGAUUUUGAGUUGGUUAGAUAUUCCAGUUCACAUGUACGUUAACUUUGGGUCCGAGAUUCUAAAUGUACGGUUACUUUGGGUCCGAGAUUCUAAAUGUACGGUUACUUUGGGUCCGAGAUUCUAAAUGUACGGUUACUUUAGGUCCGAGAUUCUAACCUAGUGUAUUCGCUAGCUUCAUGAAUGUAAUAAUAAUCUGUUCGUUACUACUACUGUUACUAUUAUUGAUUCUGACCUAUUUUGGCGACAUUAUUUCAUAUGCUUCUAAGUAUAUAAUGUAUACAUUAAAUUAGUUUUGGAUUUCAUGUUACAAGGAUGUAACUUAUAAAAUGUACGCUAAAAUGUUUUAAUGAGGAUAAGAGGGCAAUAGGUGUGAUCAGUCGAUUGACAGCAACACAGUAGAAAACAUUAACAACCGAAGGUCCCUUUUACAAGAUUUUUCUUUCAAACGUUAAUGUGCCUAAAACAAGUGUUUCACUGUAUUAGUAUGCGUAUUUAUGCUUUUUACUCUAGUCCAGCUUGCUACCACAUAUUGAGUCUAAUUAUCAUAUACACACACCUUACAUAUUCUGAAACCCAAGACAGCAGCUUUAUUUCUUUCCAACUUUGUUCAAUUUCAUUUACAAAUGAAUAUAGACAUGAUGACUCCAUCGUACAUCUAUCUCAACUACAUGAGAUCUAGAUACUAUUCAUUUGUUCAUAUAUUCACAGUCCCGAGCCAGUCGAAUUCGAGUUUAGAAUUGGUCCUCAGGAACCUAUGUUUGUCGUAAGGGCAACAAACAUGGAUAGUCGACCAGACUGAGUGACUUGAUUGAAUGCGUACCAAGGCCGUGUGGGAUGUUGAACAGAAUAUUAUCAACUGGUUUGUCUGUUCCAGGCUCGAGUAUUUACCGACUGCCUUGAUACAUCUUUGUAUAUUUUGCUUAGUGUCACUACUAGCAACCUAAACUUGGCAUUGUUUUACAUACAUGCUUAUAUAGUUUAUGUAUUACUAUAUGUCUGCCAACGUAGAGGAAAUAAACAUGGUUGAGGGUAA